This is a messenger RNA of Cherax quadricarinatus, 908 nucleotides long. The record is from RefSeq and is a predicted model, not a curated record. NCBI's taxonomy places the organism in Eukaryota, Metazoa, Arthropoda, Malacostraca, Decapoda, Parastacidae.
CUAUCAAUACACAUUUAUUUGCAGAUCUGAGGGAUUACGGUGCUAAAUUCAUCAAAGUCUUUACUGACGUUGACAGCAGAGAGCUGUUGGAGCAGAGUCUCGGCACACAGGUGCAACUCAACUCAUUACUGGCACAACUGCGUAAGAUCAGGACCCGAAGAAGCACUCCGGAAGACAUGCCCGUGGGCACCAGAAGCCCCGGGUACGAGGGUGACCAUGAAGAUGUUGUUGACACUUUUGUUAUCGAGGAAGAGAUCAGAGAUAUUGACGUCACCAUUGAUAGCUUAUAUGACGAGCUGGAAAGCUUAGAGAAUGUGAGCAGCAGCACAGCGACCUCCGACGCUGCUGCUAAUGUGUCAGCCUUGGCUGCCUCACCAACAGAUUUGACUCCAGUGGACAUUCGGCACGGUUGCAGAGUUACGGGCACCUCAGUUGACUGUACAGAUAAUGUCUACCAUGAUCCCCAUGCUUGGAGGCUGAGCAAGGUUGCCAUUGAUCAACAGAUCCGUAGACUGCGCCAUCAACUCUUUGUCAUGAAGGAUAUACGAAAGCAUCUGCAGGAUUCUCGACCGGAUUCCGUGACAGAUGAAGAUGAUUCUGUGACAGAUAUAGAUGACUCCAUGCCAAGAUGAUUAUGAGGAAUAUGCUGAUGAAAGAGAAGCAUCUGGUGACUUUGACUUGAUAAUUGGGGAGAGCGAUGCAGACCAAGAUGAUGACAACACCACAUCAGCGAGCAAAGACCCAAGUGUGUUUGACAAUGCAUACAGCACAGAAGACGAGGACAGUAGCUAUAACGAUACUCUUUUUAAUUCAAGUGAGCACCAUGGUGAAGAGGAAAGUUAUACAAGUGAAGAGAGUGACACCGGCAGUGAUGAUGAAGACGGAGAUAUUAUCAUCGGAAGAGACUA